CGCCAGCGGGAGUCACAGAGGUAGCGCGGUUCCAGUGCUAGAGCCGUUCGCGCUCAGCCCCCGAUGGCCAAGCGACACGCGGAGCCGCUAGUGUGUCACGUGCCCUGGAAGCGUUUCCUACCCGAGCCGCCUGCGCUGCUCCGCGCGCCCGGGAAGCGGCCGCGGGACGGCCCCGAGCCGUGGAGUCCCGCCCGCGCGGUACCUGGGGGCCCUGGCAAGAAGCGGAAACUGGAGGAGGCCGAGGCGCCUCCGGGGAAGCGGCCUGGACUCAAGGGCAACGAGCCCGAGGAGGAGUCCGGAGACCCCGCCAGCCUGGGAGGGACAAUGCGGCAACAGCGCGGGGGGGACGUAGGGCCGCGGGCGGAACAGGCGAUGCGGGCAGGCGGCAUCGGCUUUGGGGCGCGAAGCCCGGAUCCUCGGGGGGAAGAGCGGGGAAGCGAUGAGCAUAAGGAAGAAUUUUGGCAAUACAACUCAUUCCAGUACUGGAGAGCACCAUUACCUGUUAUUGAUCUGUCUGUCAUUCUGGACUUAGAUGGGAAGAACAUGACAGAUGCAAGAACUACUUCCAGGACUGAAAUCAUAGAGACUGAAAUGGAGACCUGAGUAAUUAAUUCCUUGUAGCAAAUCUAUUUUGAGGAGGCUUGUUUCUGUCUGUGUUCAGGUUUUUACUACUUUGGAACAAUAAGUAUGUUUCUGACAUUUUGAAAAAAGAAUUUUAUACUUUUGUCAAUCUGCACAAGUAAGGAUGGGUUUGUUUACAUUGAAGGGUCAUUGUUGGACACUUGCCAAUAAACUGGAAAGGUGAAUUUAUCUAUACAAUGAAGAGAAGGCUACUGAUGCAGGACUGGCAGAAAUAUUUGAAAACAUGGAUUUGUAACAAUUUGUAGAAAAUCAGAAUUUAUUUCUGGACUUUCAGAGCCAGCAAAAUGAAUAGCUUGGAGCAUUACCUGUUGAAGACAAAUGCCAAAACAUUCCUCCUGCCGUGAACAGAAAGGAUGUAGUUAACAUACAUAAAAGUGAGACUUUUAUACCAUGCACUUAUUUAAAAAACUACACCAAAACAGCCACCUUUACAAUCUUUUCUGAUGUUUUUGCUUUAGAUAUUGAACAAAAACAAUCAAUCAGAUUUCUGUGCAAACCAGAAAUGACUAUGGUGGGAUAUUCUUUUCUGCUCAGAGCUGCCCUAAGUUACUUCACCUUCUCUCUAGUGAUAACUCGAAGCAGUGGGUGGCUGAUGGGUAUUUUGUUUUCUUUUUCACAUGCUCAAGUUAGUGCUAUUCCCGUUAUUUGUGUCAUUGGGUUUAGAACAUUUUGUGGAGUUGAACUGCCUGAGAUGUACAAAGCUGACAAGAAGAGCAGUGUGAAAUGAUUAGGCAUGUUUUCAGGGUUGAGUGAUUUAGGUCCUGGGCCUGCAAAGACUUGAGCACAUACAUAACUUUUCACACCUAUAUAGUUCCAUUGAGUUAAUGUGCUGCUGCAGGAUUGGGACAUUAGAGCUCUUGUCGGUAAUAAUUGGCUGAAAUUAGAUGUCUUAUCAGUGAACUUUGAUUUCCAUGUGAUUUGUCUCCAAGUAUGGUGGAAACGAGAUAUUUUUGUUGGUAUCAUAUCUGCUUUGAGAAAGUUUUUGAUAAAUUUUUAAAAAACUUAUUUUGUUAAAAAUAAUAAAGUUUUCAAUGUAGAUUUCAGCAUUUUUGUACUAUAUUUAAACUACCCAACUUUUCUUCUGUCUUCAGAAUGUUAUUUACAUAAUUGUAAUUUGUUAUUGCUUGGAUAUGUUUGUUUACAGUACUAAGUUGGAUUGCCUACUUAGUAAACAUUUGGAAAAUC
Messenger RNA from Gopherus flavomarginatus (Mexican gopher tortoise), 1827 nucleotides. RefSeq names its product chromosome 3 C9orf40 homolog (gene C3H9orf40). The record is from RefSeq and is a predicted model, not a curated record. The coding region runs from base 64 to 603 and encodes 179 amino acids. The transcript is spliced from 2 exons. Lineage: Eukaryota; Metazoa; Chordata; Testudines; Testudinidae.